UGGUUAGUUAAACCGACACUAUUCCAGUUUUGAGAUAACACUCAGUUUAAAUGGUUUAGCUUUGAGUUGCGUUUUGUCAAAAUGCAACUAGUUUUGCUAUGUUUGGGUUUGUGUGUUUUGGUAAUGGAUUUGGCGGCUGCAAAUUAUACAUUCACGUAUGAAAUGGCGUCCCGCUGCAAAGAGCACACCUGCCGCCACGGGUACAAGUACGAGACGUACUACCUGGCGGACGCGUCCAGCAGGCAGGCGGCGUUGCGCGAGGGAGUGGCGUUCGAGAUGCACCUCGCGGUGCUGGCGGCCAGCAACGGACACAUCCUGCUGUCAUCUGUGCCGCAGCCUGAGACCGGGGACCCAGUUUAUGAAAUUGUGGUCGGUGGUGGCGGGAAUAAGUUUACAGAAUUGCGAAGAAACCUAAGAAGGAAUUCGAAAGCCACAGCGAAGACGAUGGGCAUUCUGUCUCCCAUCGAGUACCGAGCGUUUUACAUCAGGAUCGGAGAAGAUGGUCUUGUGGAAUUUGGUAAAGAGGGAAACAAGACUGCCCUGCUCAGCUUCUUUGAUACAGAUCCGAUUCCGAUCAAAUACUUCAGUUUCACCGCUUGGAACGGCGUGGAAGCAAAGUUCUUAUACGAUUGUCCUGUGGCUGGAGAAAAUGGGUCUGAAUUCCGUCCAAACUCGAAAGAGGUGGACAUGAAGUUGUCCAACUCCGAACGACUGAAGAAGGCCCUCCUCCAAGACCGGCCGGUGGGGCUGGCCCCGGGGCCCGCGGUGCCGGUGAAGUUCGGAGUCAAGCUCACUACUGUCAGAUACGACCCGUUUGAGACUAAACUGGAUGCGGAGUUUGCUGCUGUUGCGAGUUGGACAGAUGAAAGUAUGGCUUGGAAUCCAGCAAAAUUCAAUGGCACCACCGAAUUGAAAUUCAGUCUUGGCCAAAUAUGGAUACCCCAGUUUUCAGUAUUCAAUUCCGCAGACAUCGGUAUGUUGGAACCUCGGAAUGCGGACCAGAUUACGAUGCUGUACAGCGGAGAAGCCACACUGCACUUCCAGGCCAAGACCACCACCUGGUGCUCGUAUGAUGAAGACACUCUUAACAAGUGGCCUAGAGAUAAAUACGAAUGCUUGAUCAUUCUGGAGCGCUGGAACGUCCAUGAGAUAUUGGAGCUGGAGUAUCUGAACCCUACGAGCGCUAAAAUGAAAACUUUCACAGCAAUGGACAACUUCCAAGAAAACGUAUGGAAAGUGACGGGAAAACAAGGAGUACUCGACAAAGAGAUGAGCAUUUAUAGAAAUGAAAUGUUCAACACAAACACGACUAAAAGCGAUAUGUACUUCAUCACUCUGGGCCUGGAGCGACAUGCUACUACUUACAAUAUAGUUUUUUAUACACCGUUAUUGGUAUUGAUGACGUUUCUACUGCUGUCUUUCUGGACUGAGCCUCUGAAGAUGUCUCGGGUUUGGUUCUACGCAGGGACGGCCACGCUCAUCAGUAUGGGACUAUCUUAUGUGGACUGCUUGAUUCCUUGCCAUUCUGUGCCUUCUAUAUUGGUCCUAUACGUAUGUCUCCUGGCUGGUGUGUCGGUAGCCUUAGUGCUGCAUAUCUGCAUGAUGACUCCGCUGGUGCAACCGGUAUACAAGAGCCGCCCCGUGCAGUAUCUGUUGACUUCUAAGGUGUUCAGAAUGGUGUUUUGUUUGACCGCUUUAAAGACCUGCAACACAUACGAGUCAAUAAACCGCGGUUUCGUAGCCCAAGAAGACGAUGACUCAGGAGUACUCACUACUUCUAGAAGUAAUGUAGAAGAGAUGCAGUACGACAACCACUCAGUGGGCGAGAGAGAAGAGUGCGCGGAGGUUGUGGAUAAGCUACUGUUCACAGUUUACUCUGUGCUUUUCGCGGUGUUGCUUGCUUUCCAUUUUUAAUGUAAUGUUUGAAAGUCAAAAA
This is a messenger RNA of Plutella xylostella (diamondback moth), 1936 nucleotides long. RefSeq names its product neuronal acetylcholine receptor subunit NtR. The record is from RefSeq and is a predicted model, not a curated record. Gene Ontology annotation, biological process: monoatomic ion transport. NCBI's taxonomy places the organism in Eukaryota, Metazoa, Arthropoda, Insecta, Lepidoptera, Plutellidae. Gene Ontology annotation, cellular component: membrane. Gene Ontology annotation, molecular function: extracellular ligand-gated monoatomic ion channel activity.